UGUAUAAAAGGAUCGCAUGACACGAAUGGCGCGUACUUAAAGGGAAGAAAGAGUCAAAGACACGUCAGAAAUCCAAAACUCUUAAAACAAAAAAUAUUCUUCUCUUCUCUUUUCACUUCGUCGUCUUCAUCUGCGACCUAACAAAAAAAAAUCCCCAAUUUUACUCUUCCAAUUCCCAAUUCAAAACCCUAAUUCAAUCCCCUAAAAUCAACAACAACAUCAAUCGAUGUGGGCUGCUUCAUGCUUAGCGUCAUGCUGCGCAGCUUGCGCAUGCGACGCUUGCAGGACCGUCGUUUCAGGGAUCAGCCGUCGUUCAGCCAGGAUCGCUUAUUGUGGUCUCUUUGCUCUUUCUCUUGUUGUUGCUUGGAUCCUUCGUGAAGUCGCUGCUCCUCUCAUGGAAUCUAUUCCUUGGAUUAAUCACUUCAAACAAACUCCGAGCCGGGAGUGGUUUGAGACAGAUGCAGUUCUUCGUGUUAGCUUUGGAAACUUUCUAUUUUUUACUAUUCUGGCUACUAUGAUGGUUGGCGUCAAAACACAGAAGGAUCCUCGUGAUGGUUUGCAUCAUGGGGGUUGGAUGAUGAAAGUUAUCUGUUGGUGUCUUAUGAUAAUCUUUACAUUUUUCCUUCCAAACGAGAUCAUCAACUUUUAUGAGACAAUAUCAAAGUUUGGCUCCGGCAUGUUUCUUCUUGUUCAAGUUGUGCUCUUAUUGGAUUUUGUUCAUAGAUGGAAUGACACAUGGGUUGGAUAUGAUGAACAAUUCUGGUAUAUUGCUUUAUUUGUUGUUUCACUUGUUUGUUACGUGGCCACACUUGUUUUCUCGGGAGUUCUCUUUCACUUCUUCACACCAUCUGGACAGGACUGUGGAAUCAAUGUCUUCUUUAUUUCUAUGACCCUGAUGCUCGCAUUUGUUUUUGCCAUAGUAGCUUUACAUCCUGCAGUAAAUGGAAGCAUUUUGCCUGCUUCAGCAAUAUCAUUAUACUGCACUUAUCUCUGCUAUAGUGCAAUGGCUAGUGAACCCAGAGAUUAUGAGUGCAAUGGUCUUCACAAACACUCAAAAGCUGUUUCCACUGGCUCUCUUACUUUGGGAUUAGUCACAACAGUUUUAUCAGUUGUGUAUUCUGCCGUGCGUGCUGGAUCUUCCGCCGCAGUGCUUUCCCCACCAAGCUCACCUCGUGCUGGGAAGCCUUUGCUUCCAUUGGAUACUAAGGAGGAAGAAAGUAAUGAGAAAGCGAAGCCAGUUACAUAUUCAUAUGCCUUCUUCCACUUGAUUUUCUCUCUUGCUAGCAUGUAUUCUGCAAUGCUUCUGACAGGUUGGUCUACCUCUGUUGGAGAGAGUGGUAAGUUGGUUGAUGUGGGGUGGCCUUCAGUUUGGGUUCGGAUUAUCACUUGCUGGGCAACUGCUCUACUAUACUUAUGGUCUCUCGUAGCUCCUGUCAUGUUCCCAGAGCGGGAGUUCUGAGUGGUUUUCUACUCAAUUUCUCAUGCAUGGCUCUGAGAAAGGUUGUGUGUAACCUUGACUAAUAUGUAUUUGUUUGCAGUUGUGCAGCGUUUAUCAUAAUAUGCAUCUAUAUCCACAAACAUGGUAAAAAGUAUGAUAUGAAUGGCAAUUCCAAUUGUCAUGUUUUCAAUUGUAUAGUGAAACUGAAAUUUGUACCCUGAAUAAAUAUAAUGCCCAUAUAGUUUAUGUUUGCAUCCUCCAUCACACAAUUACAUGCACCAAGCAAACAAAAGCUUAUAUCAGAAUGUUUUAAAGAGUUUAUUAGAAAAA
Trifolium pratense (red clover) is the source of this 1768-nucleotide messenger RNA. RefSeq names its product probable serine incorporator. Bases 227 to 1459 code for a protein of 410 amino acids. Lineage: Eukaryota; Viridiplantae; Streptophyta; Magnoliopsida; Fabales; Fabaceae. The transcript is spliced from 6 exons. Gene Ontology annotation, cellular component: membrane. The record is from RefSeq and is a predicted model, not a curated record.